CCCGAAGCGACGAGACAUAUUAAGAAUUAGAAACGGAGAACCAUGAAGACGACUUCGGUGCUAACUUUUGUGGUGAUGAUGCUCGGAGUGGCACUGAGCUUGGUUUGGGCCGGCGCCGAUGAUGGCUACCUUUAUGACCAGCCAUCGGGUGAACAACUCCAGGAACUCCAGGUGAUCACUCCCCCCAGGAAGCCUCGGCUAAAGCCACGUGUCUACCCAGGGCACCCAUCCCAGGCUUGCGGAAACGUGGAGGCGGCGGAUCAUGCCGCUGCCCUGACCACCUACCAUGCCAAUCGCCCCCAGCCGCGUCGCAUUUACAAACACCAGGAAGUCCAGGUGGACAGCUCGUUCUUUGAGCCCUCGCCGGAUCGGAUCGAGGAACUCAAGCGGAUUCUCUUGGAUCAACAAUGAAAUGUGGUUUUACUUA
Drosophila mauritiana is the source of this 427-nucleotide messenger RNA. RefSeq lists its product as uncharacterized. The record is from RefSeq and is a predicted model, not a curated record. The transcript has 2 exons. Lineage: Eukaryota; Metazoa; Arthropoda; Insecta; Diptera; Drosophilidae. The coding region runs from base 43 to 411 and encodes 122 amino acids.